AUGGAUGCACAACAGUUUCGAGAGUUUGGCAAGGCAGCCAUAGAUAUAGUGGCAGAUUACGUGGAUAAUAUAAGGCAACGGGAUGUUCUACCAUCCGUGGAACCGGGAUACUUGGUGGAUGUCCUUCCAGAGAACGCUCCUGAACAACCGGAGGAAUGGAAAGACGUAUUAAAGGAUUUCAAUGACUUAAUUUUGCCUGGUAUAACUCAUUGGAAUUCUCCAAGGUUCCAUGCAUUCUUCCCGUCGGGCUCGUCUUACGCAAGCAUAAUUGGGAACAUACUAGCCGAUGGUCUGGGCGUUAUCGGAUUCAGCUGGAUGGCGAGUCCCGCUUGCACUGAACUGGAAGUUGUGACAUUGAAUUGGCUCGGAAAACUGCUUGGUCUACCCGAGGAAUUCCUCAAUUGUUCCUCGGGACCAGGGGGUGGUAUUAUACAGUCAUCAGCAAGUGAAGCUACUCUUGUUGGCUUACUGGUAGCAAAGGACAAAACUAUUCGUAGAAUAACUGAAGUUAAUCCAUCCCUGGAUGAAGAUGUCAUAAGGUCUAAGCUAGUUGCUUACACUUCAGACCAAUGUAAUUCAUCCGUCGAGAAAGCUGGCCUUCUCGGUUCUAUGAAAAUGAGGUUACUAAAAUCAGAUGCCGAUGGAAGAUUACGUAAAGAAACACUUAAAAAAGCCUUUGACGAAGAUAUUGCAGAAGGAUUAAUACCAUGCUACGCUGUUGCGAAUUUAGGUACCACUGGUACUUGCGCAUUCGAUCCUUUAUACGAACUUGGACCUUUGUGCAACGAAUAUAACGUAUGGUUGCAUGUCGAUGCAGCUUAUGCCGGAACAGCUUUCAUAUGCCCUGAAUACAGACACUUAAUGAAAGGCAUCGAACACGUCGACUCUUUCGAUUUCAAUCCUCACAAGUGGAUGAAUGUUAAUUUCGAUUGCUCCGCAAUGUGGGUGAAAAACGGACACGACCUCUUACAAGCUUUCGAUGUACAAAGAGUAUAUUUAGCUGACACAAAAACAGACACUAAAAUCCCAGAUUAUCGCCACUGGCAGAUUCCUCUCGGACGAAGAUUUAGAGCUAUGAAAUUAUGGACCGUCCUAAGGAUAUAUGGAGCAGAAGGCCUGAGAAGUCAUGUUCGCAACCAUAUAGAUUUAGCUCAAUAUUUUGCAAAAUUAGCGCGAACGGAUGAUCGAUUUGUGGUUGAACCCGAACCAUCUAUGGGGUUGGUUUGUUUCAGGUUAAAGGGUGAUGACAUAGCAACGAAAACUCUAUUAGAAAAUUUGACAAAGAAAAAGAAAAUUUACAUGGUAGCCGCAAGUUACAGGGGCAGAUAUAUAAUUCGAUUUGCAGUCUGCUCACGAAUUACAAAAAAAGAAGACAUUGAAUUCAGUUGGAAUAAAAUCAAACAAGAGGCAGAUAUCGUACUCUCCAAUGAAAUACAAGGCAAAAUGAAAAUUCCAGCUUUAGACCACAUAGAAACUGUUGUAUUUUCUGAAAAAUCCAAAUAA
This is a messenger RNA of Chilo suppressalis (striped riceborer), 1503 nucleotides long. The record is from the annotation of a GenBank genome assembly. Lineage: Eukaryota; Metazoa; Arthropoda; Insecta; Lepidoptera; Crambidae.